Penicilliopsis zonata CBS 506.65 is the source of this 2961-nucleotide messenger RNA. RefSeq lists its product as hypothetical. Bases 1 to 2961 code for a protein of 986 amino acids. NCBI's taxonomy places the organism in Eukaryota, Fungi, Ascomycota, Eurotiomycetes, Eurotiales, Aspergillaceae. The record is from RefSeq and is a predicted model, not a curated record. The transcript has 3 exons. Gene Ontology annotation, molecular function: ATP binding; protein serine/threonine kinase activity. Gene Ontology annotation, cellular component: autophagosome; cytoplasm. Gene Ontology annotation, biological process: protein autophosphorylation; peptidyl-serine phosphorylation; autophagosome organization.
AUGUCUAUCGGUCGCUAUACACGGCUGGACGAGAUCGGGCGCGGGAGCUUUGCCACUGUCUACCAGGGUGUGCAUACGAAAUCUCGUACAUAUGUCGCCAUCAAAUCCGUCAACCUGUCCAAGCUCAACAAGAAGCUCAAGGACAACCUCUCCUCCGAGAUCGAUAUCCUCAAGGGUCUGCACCACCCGCACAUCGUCGCCCUCAUCGACUGCCAUGAGUCCGUUUCGCACAUCCACCUCGUCAUGGAAUACUGCGCCCUGGGCGAUCUCUCGCUCUUCAUCAAGCGCCGUGACUCCCUCGCCGAUCACCGCUACACCCGGGACAUGAUCGCCCGCUAUCCAAACCCGCGCGGCGGGGCCCUCAACGAGGUGGUCGUGCGACACUUUCUCAAACAACUCGCCAGCGCCCUCAAGUUCCUCCGUGAUCGUAACCUCAUCCACCGUGACAUCAAGCCCCAGAACCUCCUCCUCUGCCCCUCCCCGACCUCCUACCGCGCGGGCGUGCCCCAGACCGUCGUCCCCUUCAAGGGCAGUGAUGACUCCUUCGAGCCCAUCACCGGCCUGCCCUCUCUCCCCAUGCUGAAGAUUGCCGAUUUCGGCUUCGCUCGCUCCCUACCCGCCACCUCCCUCGCCGAGACCCUCUGUGGCUCCCCGCUCUACAUGGCCCCGGAGAUCCUCCGCUACGAAAAGUACGACGCCAAGGCCGACCUCUGGUCUGUUGGUACCGUCCUCUACGAGAUGGUCGUCGGCAAGCCGCCCUUCCGCGCCACCAACCACGUCGAGCUGCUGCGUAAGAUCGAAAAGGGCGAGGAUCGGAUCAAGUUCCCCGAAGAAAAUCCGGCCUCGGCCGACGUCAAGGAGCUCAUCUGCGCCCUGUUGAAGCGCAAUCCCGUUGAACGCAUGUCCUUCCCGGACUUCUUCGCCCACGGUGUCAUCACUAGUGACAUUCCAGGCCUCGUCCCCGAUGAUCGACCCCGUCGUCCUUCCUCCACAGACGUGCCCACCACCACCACUACAAUAGUACCGGGUAAUGCUGACCCUUCAUCUCUCGAGAGUGACCGCCGGGAAGAGGCCUCAGUCGCCCCUGUCCCCGCCGCCACUACCACCAACCCGACAUCCAGGCCACAUCCCCCGCGGAUACGCUCGGGCACGCCACCGACUGUUGCGGCAACGGCGAUGCGACGUACAGGGAGCACCGAUCGUCCCUCGGCUUACGAGCAGCAGCAGCAGCAGCAGCAGCAGCAGCAGCAGCAUCAUCAACCACCCCGAGCAGUGGCUCCCUCGAUAGCACCGGUGAUGGUGGCAAAUAAUCAUCAACGACCCCCGGUUGUUUCGCACGCCACCGCCCCUGGUCGACAGGAACUGGUCGAUCAGCACACGGCGGCAGCAGCCAUUAUGGAACGACAGCGUAGCCGCAACACUUACUCGGCUGGGUCGCCCCUGGCCGACCAAGACGCCCGAGACGAAAGGGAGCGAGCGGCGCAAGAGGUAGCCUUCGAACGGGACUAUGUCGUCGUUGAGAAACGGGCGGUCGAGGUAAAUGCCUUUGCCGAUGAGCUGGCACACAGCCCUCGUAUCCAGGGAGGAUUCCCCAGGUCCGGGGCUCACCCUGCUGGAGGAGUCAUCCCGCGACGUGCCACUACGCAGGGGCUUCUCACCACGACGACGGCACCCACGGCGCCCACGACGGCUCAUGGAUCCUCCUCCCCUCAUCAAUCAUUGGCAACCGCCAAGGCCAUGCAGGUCAUUCCCGGGCGAUCCCGGGCGGAUUCGGCUCACCAUCGCCAAAGCUCCUACGAGCGGCGGUACGGACAGAGCCCCACGUCAGCGACUUCGGCCAUCUCCAAGGCCCUGCACAUGGCCAGUGGCCGGCUGUUCGGCGUGGGCUUCUCCCCCCCGCUGGCCAUCAACAAGGGCGGACGGUCGCCGCCCAUGGGGUAUAACGCGUUCCCCGCCUACCCGACCACACAGGGCAGUCUCCUGAUCGUCGGAGACGGGGCCAAGACGAACGUCGCCCUCGACGAGGAUGCCAAGACGGUCCAGAUCAUCGAGGAGUGUGCCACACGUAGCGAUGUGGUCUAUGGCUUCGCCGAAGUCAAGUACCGGCAACUGAUUCCCCUGGCUCCAUCCGUAACCGAGACGGAAAAACGGGGGCCUGGGCAGCAGCAGCAGCAGCAACAACAGCAUUCUGGGGGAGAAGAUUCGGCCGACAGCGGCCUUACGGUGGAUGCCAUUGUCACCUUAUCGGAGGAGGCCCUGGUGCUCUACGUCAAGGCACUGUCGCUACUGGCCAAGUGUAUGGAUAUUGCGGGCAUCUGGUGGGCGCGCAAGAACCGCGCCGACGCCUUUGGAGACGCGAACGCCAGCGCCAUUGCCAGCAACCGCAUCAAUAACAUCGUCCAGUGGGUCCGUAACCGAUUCAACGAGGUGCUCGAGAAGGCCGAGUUUGUCCGCCUGAAGCUGGUCGAGGCCCAGAAACGCCUGCCUCGGAGUCAUCCGAGCCAUCCGAAUAACCACCACUUCCUGGGCGCUGCCGCCGGUCCCGCGGGCUCGAUCGACGUCGUCGUUAGCUCGGGAGUCACGGCGGAGAAGCUCAUGUACGACCGUGCCCUGGAGAUGAGCCGCGCGGCCGCCAUCAAUGAGCUCACGGGCGAGGACCUGGCCGGCUGUGAGAUCGCUUACGUGACCGCCAUUCGCAUGCUGGAAGGCGUCCUGGAAGACGACGAGCUUCCCCGUUCCGGUUCCUUCAAGGAUACCGACCGCCUGGCCCUCGACGGCGUGCCUGUCGAAGACCGCAAGGUGGUUGUCAAGCUCGUCUCCAGCAUGCGUGGCCGCUUGGCCUCCCUGCGCAAGAAACUCGCAUUGAUAGCUAAACAGGUGCCUGCUCCCGUUGGCGCCAUGGGCAAGAUCUCCAACCUUGCCCCGGCGACGCAGACGAUUGAGGCUGCAGUGCAGGAGUAA